Molecule: messenger RNA, 1700 nt
Organism: Carassius carassius (crucian carp)
Lineage: Eukaryota; Metazoa; Chordata; Actinopteri; Cypriniformes; Cyprinidae
Product: Krueppel-like factor 9
Exons: 2
Coding region: 482-1144 (220 amino acids)
Biological process (GO): regulation of transcription by RNA polymerase II
Molecular function (GO): RNA polymerase II cis-regulatory region sequence-specific DNA binding; DNA-binding transcription factor activity, RNA polymerase II-specific
Source: RefSeq, a predicted model, not a curated record
GAUCCAUAACCCCUCAAUCUCAUGCUGCCUAGGUGAUUCCUGGUACUGCAUUAAAGACCUCGUGUCCAAUCAGCGACGAGUUUCAUGAUGACACCUUGGGAUUCCGCGAAGUAGUUUCUUUCAGAAGAGAUGACAGCGACACAGAGUUGAUGCACUUAUGAGGAAAGAAGGGAAUGACAGUACGCAAAGUUCCACGCUUUGUGAUGUAGUUCAAAUAAUAUUGGAAAUAGGCACCUGGAUGUUUAUACGAUAAAUUGUGCGUGCAGACGCAAGCGACACACGCUUUUAUUCUUCGCUUGGAACAUUAAUCAUCCCAGUCACAUUGGGAAAGACACGUGUAGGCGUGAAGCCACGUUUUCCGGAGUCAUCUGUUUCCCGAUGCGCAUAUGACGAGAAUCCCGCUCCCUAAGUUUUAGUGUGUUUAAAUUACAGUAGCAGCUGAUUUCUCCAUUUCCAGGACAUUUUGGGUAGGCUAACUACAAUGACGGAGGCUGAUACUGCAGCAAGGUCCUUAGGGACGGUCUCAAACGGUGACCGCUCAGACAAACUAGCCGGUGAGGAGGGAUCUGAAGAAAGUCAAGAAAGCCGGACUCUGUUAAUGGUCGCAAAGAUUCUGCUGGACUUAAAUCAGUGUAUCCCGAUCGGCAUCAGCGGCAAAUGCAUUGUGAACAGUGAUGCGGACAAUCCACCCGGCGUGAAGGAAAACCGGGAGAAAUGCAGACAGAGCUCGCGCAGGGGGAAAAGGACACGGAACCGCGACAGAUUGCGUGUAUCCGCUGAGAAGAGACACUGCUGUCCCUAUGCUGGCUGUGGGAAAAUAUACGGCAAAUCGUCCCAUCUUAAGGCGCACUUCAGAGUACACACGGGUGAGAGGCCCUUUCAGUGUACCUGGCCAGGCUGCGCAAAGAAAUUCUCACGAUCGGAUGAAUUGACGAGACAUUUUCGCACGCACACCGGCGAGAAGCGCUUCACGUGCCCGCUCUGCGACAAAUGCUUCAUGCGAAGCGAUCACCUCACCAAGCAUGCCCGCAGACACGACGGCUUCCACCCCAGCAUGCUCCAGGGUCCCUCCGGGCGAAGACGACACUCUUCAACGUCCACAACGUCCUCUGGCUCCAGCGAUCACGUGUCUGCUGGUGUUUGAGCAACCACGUGACCCCUCCAAUGCACAUUUUGGAUGUAUCUCUUUCCUGAGGCUCAGAUCUCAGAGCUUCUGUUAUUGAGCUGAUGAUAUGAGAUAACAGAGGUGUUAUACAUAACGGAGAUGCUGUACUGGAGUUCUCCAUGGACUUCUCAAUGGAAUGGACAGUAAUCAUUUGGCAGAAACAAUGUAAUAAACAUUUACUCUGAGGAUUAUUUCAAAUAUAUAGGGGUAUUUAUAUCACAAAUAUGACAUUGAUUUCAAUACAGAGAAGCCAGGGGAUUUAUUAGACAACCACUGUGACAAAGGGAAGUGAACAUAUUUUGAAUAAAACUAUAUUAUGCGUGCUGAAACCGACGCAUUUUAUUUAUCACUUUGAAGUUUCAAAUUUGCAGUGGUCCAAUUAUUGGAAGUGGGUUUUAAAAUGAUUGCUAUGAAUGUUUAUCGGUUCUUUUGUGUUAUUUACGGGGACUGUGGUUGAUUUCAGUGUUGCAGAUGUGAUUUUAAUAGAUGGGUACUUAUGAGAUAAAUUUUGCAUUGGUUUUACACACACAAACAA